GACCUUGUUGCUACUGACAGCGGAGCGCCACAUGCUGCCGCUUCCCGGACAGCGGCCCGAAGGACAUUUUUUUCCCCCUGGAGGAAGGAAACGGGAGGGCGCCGGCCCGGCGGCGGCGGGCGCGGCGGCGGGGGUCCCGGCGGGCUGUGCAGCCUCUAGCGGGGACGGUCCUAGGACUACAUCUCCCAGGCUGCUCCGAGCCGCCCCUGCGUCGUGACCCCGGCGCGCACGGAGGCGGUGACUCUUACCUCACAGUGGUAGCUCCCCCGCCGGCCGCAGCUCGGUGCCCCGGCGGUCCAUGGACCGGAACCCCGGGCGGACCGGCAGGAACCCGGGCCGCGAUCGCCGCCUCCUGGCUCCAGGCUCCUCCUCCUCGCUCCCCGCCGCCCUCUGCGGACGCCCGCCGGCCGCGCACCGCCGCCGCGGGCCUGUCAGAGCCGCGCCGGGAGGCUGUGUAGCGGGGCCGCGGGCGCCGCGGGACUGAGGCCUACUCCGCCGCGUCUCAGUGCUAUUGUCCCCGGGCCUGGCCCUGAGCGGGGCUGCGGCCGAGGGCCGAACUCGCCGGCUCCGCGGAAGAUGCCGGACCAAGCCCUUCAACAGAUGCUGGACAGAAGUUGCUGGGUGUGUUUUGCCACCGAUGAAGAUGAUAGAACAGCUGAAUGGGUGAGACCAUGCAGAUGCAGAGGAUCUACUAAGUGGGUUCACCAGGCUUGUCUGCAACGCUGGGUGGAUGAAAAGCAAAGAGGAAACAGUACAGCUAGAGUGGCAUGUCCUCAGUGCAAUGCUGAAUACCUAAUAGUUUUUCCAAAGUUGGGUCCAGUCGUUUAUGUCUUGGAUCUUGCAGAUAGACUGAUCUCAAAAGCUUGCCCUUUUGCUGCAGCAGGAAUAAUGGUUGGAUCUAUCUAUUGGACAGCUGUGACUUAUGGAGCAGUGACAGUGAUGCAGGUUCACCAUUCUACUCUAUUCAGUGAUACUACUUUUGAUGUGAAGGUCGUAGGCCAUAAAGAAGGGCUAGAUGUCAUGGAGCGAGCUGACCCUUUAUUCCUUUUGAUUGGACUUCCUACUAUUCCUGUCAUGCUGAUACUGGGCAAAAUGAUCCGCUGGGAGGACUAUGUGCUUAGACUAUGGCGCAAAUAUUCAAAUAAACUACAAAUUCUGAACAGUAUAUUUCCAGGGAUUGGUUGUCCUGUUCCUCGAAUUCCAGCUGAAGCUAAUCCUUUAGCUGAUCAUGUCUCUGCUACCCGGAUUUUGUGUGGAGCCCUUGUCUUUCCUACUAUUGCGACAAUAGUUGGUAAACUGAUGUUCAGUAGUGUUAACUCAAAUUUACAAAGGACAAUCUUGGGUGGAAUUGCUUUUGUUGCCAUAAAAGGAGCAUUUAAGGUUUACUUCAAACAGCAGCAAUAUUUACGUCAGGCACACCGCAAAAUCCUAAAUUAUCCAGAGCAAGAAGAAGCAUAAAACUGACUUCUGUUGUUCUGAGGCCUCUCAUCCUGACGAGCCUGACGUGUUGUUCUGAUUCCAUCAUUAAUGUACUAGUGGAGACUGGUGAUAAGUACUGCUCCUAUAUUUUUAAGAAAUAUAAUAAAGCACGCAAAGCAGGGGAUCCUCUCAGUAAUCACAGAACCUAAGGAUACGAUUCAACUUGGUUAUUUAUAUGUACUGCUUUGACGGCCGUCGACUAAACCAUUAUUUUAGCAUGGUAAACCUGGGUUUGUUCAUAUUUUUCCAGACAAAAAUGUAAAGAUAAAACUGUAUAAAUAUUAAAAAUGGACAUGCUGUUUUAUUCUGAUGCCUCUUUUGUAUAUACUCAUGUUCAGUGUUUUCUUAGAAACAGCAACUCAAUGAAGGUCCUGUGAGGACUUUCCUCACUGGCAUAAUCUGAUUACAUGCUAAACAGGAGCCUGUGCUAAUAUGAGGAAAUGUAAAUUAGUUCUGAAUAAAUAACAAACCAAAAAAUAUAUACGUGAGCAUUGAAAUGAUCAUCCGAACAACAGAGAUUCUGUUGCCUUUUUCUUAACCCAUGUGACGUCUCAGAUAUUAGGGUCAGUUUCCAGGGCUUCCAGAUCACUUUUUCACUAUUAAAGUUUAUUUAUGCAAUGUU
This is a messenger RNA of Microtus oregoni (creeping vole), 2101 nucleotides long. RefSeq names its product membrane associated ring-CH-type finger 5 (gene Marchf5). The transcript is spliced from 6 exons. Gene Ontology annotation, molecular function: zinc ion binding. The coding region runs from base 577 to 1458 and encodes 293 amino acids. The record is from RefSeq and is a predicted model, not a curated record. Lineage: Eukaryota; Metazoa; Chordata; Mammalia; Rodentia; Cricetidae.